CAAAGAUGAUCUCGCCACAUCAGAUGAUAUACAGUUGUACCUACGUUCGACACGACACGGCUCUGUGGAGAGAAGAAGACGAAGCACGGAACCUCUCUCUCUCUCUCUCUCUCUCUCUUUCACAGACACAGUACGAUGGGAGCUUUCUCAGUUAUAAACGCUCUCCGACGGAAAAAACAAGGAAUCUCCACUAUGAUGUCUCUGUACUCCUCUGCCACCAAAGCCUCUCUCGACCGCUCUUUUCAUUCUUCCUUCCUUCCCCUCCGAUUACCAUCAUCGUCACCCUCUGUUGGAUUCCCUUUCCGGCUUUCUUCAGCCGAAAAGCGCGAUCGCUCCGUACUCGCUGCUUCUGGAAGAGUCUCGAUGUCAUCAAACAGUGAUUCUCGCGGAUUAUCCUCGCAGGUCGAUGAAUCUUUCUUCAGGAGCGUUUUAGGGCAGAUGGAAACGGUUUACCUAAACCGAAACCCGACGCCUAAAUCCGUCUUGGAACUUGUCAAAUCCGUUGACGACGAACAGCUUUGCUAUGAUCAUCUCGCUUUCAGGACCUUCGGGAUUGGUGGCUAUGGGAUUGACUCGCUUGCAAGCUUUUUCCUUGACUAUGGGUAUACCCAAAUGGAUGAGCUGCGGUUUCCGGCUAAAAAGCUGAGAGCUUUGUGGUUCGCACCUCCUCAUGUUUCUGCUAUAAAUGGUGGAAGUGGCGUAAAUGGUCCUUUACCAAGAGUUUUCAUCUCAGAGCUCCUUGUGGAGCAGAUGAGUUCACAGACUCAGGAUGUGAUUAGAAAAUACACCGAAACAUGUCCCGGUGGUAAAAAGUAUGCAGCUCUUUCAAGUGCUUUGGGUACUUUACCUUGGGGAAAGCCUCUUUCUUCUGAGUUUGAGAAAUUGGCGAGGGAAAGUGAAUACGCAGCAUGGACCCUUGUCAAUGGCUAUGCACUUAACCACGUCACCAUUUCUGUCCAUCGGCUUAAAUCUCAUCUAAACAAAAUCAAGAAGCUCAAUCUGUUUCUCGACGAAAAAGGUUUCAAAUUGAACUCAGAAGGAGGAGUCCUUAAAGUUAGCCCUGAUGGUGGUUUGCUGCAAAGCUCAACUGUAGCAGAUUCGAUUUCUUUCAAGUUCUCUGAUGGCGUCACCAAAUCCAUCCCUUGUUCAUACAUUGAGUUUGCUGAACGCCUUGUGCUUCCUCAGUACCAAAAUGUACCCGAAAGCGAUGUAAGUGACGUUUCUGAUUGAAUCUUGAAUCGCUUACUGUGAAUCGAUACGAUAUUUUGCUUCCCGUUGCCUAGACAACUCUCUGAUUCAGGCUUUUUGUACCAACAUUGUGAAUCUGACACUUGUGAGACAUACCUACAAAACGCAGAUACGAGAGUCUCAUCGAAGAGAUGGAUUUGAGGUUGGAAAUGCCGACAAGAUCUUCGAAAGCACAAACCAGGAUCAGCUUGCCCGACGAACUGGGUGAUUGCAAAUAGUCAUAUUGCUUGGGGAUAUGUAAAUCAUGUCUGGUACAUAUGUACAGAGAAUAAGAGCUGAAAAGUGUUUGUAAUGUUGUUAAUCAGUAUGGAUACUAAUCUAAGAACUCUUGAUCAGAUAUUUGUGUACAAAGGAUGUAUAAAAAAAAACUUACUAGCAACCAAGUUAAUUUCUAAGGAUGUACAUUGUUUGCAUACCCUACAUCAAAUAAUGUGAAAUGAAUAUAAUUUACCAACUAGUAUAUAAAAAGUGUGAAUCUUUCACUCACUAUUAUCUUGAAUGGAUGUACUUCUCCACUCUAAAGCAAAUUAAUUCUAAGUUUUUUUUUGUGUUUGACCAAAAAAUUAGUUCUAAGUUGGAUGCAGACCAGCUUCUUGCACUAGUUGAAAAGAUUAACCCUUUCUUAACCGCAAAUAGUAACCGACUGAAAGUUUACAACUUUAAAAGAGUUUUGGUUAGAAUUCUCCACCUGGAAAAAAAAAGGAAUUGGGUGUAACAUUCAAAACCUUUGACAUCGUAGGAGAUGAUGUAGUCCACGACACCAAUUCCCCAAUUACGCCUGUGUAACCGCCGUCUCUUGGUCGGUUAUUCACAUUCCGAUUCGGAAUCAUUAUCGCUCCAGCCAUUACGGAAACCCUACUUUCACCCCAGGAUUUUAGUUGCCGCCGCCUAGUGCCAAGGGCCUCCCGAUCUACGGCCUUAUCCGCUAAAUGGCUACGGAGGCUACAACCGCGCCCAAAUUCCAGGAACCAGACCUCCGGUCAAUGCCUCAGACACCGGAUUUUCGACCGGAAAUCGCCCACGACGGCCUCCGGUUCUGGCAGUUCAUGAUUGCGGGUUCGAUUGCUGGUUCCGUCGAGCACAUGGCGAUGUUUCCCGUCGACACCAUCAAGACCCACAUGCAAGCGCUCCGUCCCUGUCCGUUAAAACCUGUCGGAAUCCGUCAGGCUUUCCGUUCGAUUAUCCAAAAGGAAGGACCUUCGGCUCUGUACCGAGGGAUUUGGGCUAUGGGUCUCGGCGCCGGACCAGCUCACGCCGUUUAUUUCUCCUUCUACGAGGUAUCGAAGAAGUACUUAUCCGCCGGAAACCCGAAUAAUUCCGCCGCCCACGCGAUCUCCGGCGUGUUCGCCACUGUAUCAAGCGACGCAGUUUUUACUCCCAUGGAUAUGGUGAAGCAGAGGCUGCAGAUGGGUGAAGGGACCUACAAAGGCGUCUGGGAUUGCGUCAAGAGGGUUUUGCGUGAGGAAGGGAUUGGUGCCUUCUACGCUUCCUACAGGACGACGGUUCUCAUGAACGCUCCUUUUACUGCCGUUCACUUCGCUACGUACGAGGCAGCUAAGAAGGCGUUGAUGGAGAUUUCUCCGGAAAGAGUCAGCGACGAGGAGGAAGGUUGGUUGGUUCAUGCCACCGCAGGAGCAGCCGCUGGUGGAUUGGCAGCUGCUGUGACUACGCCACUCGACGUUGUCAAGACGCAGUUGCAAUGUCAGGGUGUGUGUGGAUGCGACCGAUUCACUAGCAGUUCGAUCAGUGAUGUACUGAGAACGAUUGUGAGAAAAGACGGGUACAGGGGACUUCUAAGGGGAUGGCUGCCGAGAAUGCUUUUCCAUGCUCCUGCUGCAGCCAUCUGUUGGUCCACUUAUGAAGGUGUCAAAUCUUUCUUUCAGGACUUCAAUGACGAUUCAACCACUGCCUGAACAAAUGACCAAAAGGGUUAGGCGAUUCACGCUCUUGAGGGUCCUGUUUGUUUUUUUGUUUGUAAAAAUGGUUUUUCAGGGUUUUUUUUUUCUAUUGUCAUGUUAGAUUAUAUAUUUUCUAGGUUUUGUGUUGUUGAUGCUGUCGUCAAGAAAUUUUGAAAAAAGUUGUUUUUAAACUUUAAAUAAUAAGUUAACAAGACGUACACAUUUUCUCUCUUUUUGCUACCUAUAUUCGACACUAA
This is a messenger RNA of Thlaspi arvense, 3403 nucleotides long. Lineage: Eukaryota; Viridiplantae; Streptophyta; Magnoliopsida; Brassicales; Brassicaceae. The record is from the annotation of a GenBank genome assembly.